GUGACCGAACCUAACAUACUGCCCCUGAUUUCCGACUCGUGAACACAUCUGAUAAACCCCUCUAACGUAUUAGCAACUAACUGGCCAAUCACAUACGAGGUUCCCGUUUGGCCCACCACUGCAUACGGGACAGGCCUCACUACUUGUGGCUUCUCGCCACGUGGGCUUCGGUGAUGGCAAUCUCGGGACUCUGAGAUGACGGUGGGUCCGAAUAUUGAAGAUCGCCCGGGUUUGGCCAGGAAUGAUUAUGUUAUAGCCGGAUCAGUCAGUGGGUUCGUUUCCAGAGCCAUUGUUCAGCCCCUGGAUGUUCUGAAAAUUCGGUUCCAAGUACAUGCCGCUUUUCAUCUUAUUAGUCCAGUUACAAUCAGAGCCCAUACGUGUGUCGAAUACAAGCAAAUAUCAUGGAUUCGUUCAGGCGAUCCGUUGCAUCAACAAGGAAGAGGGGGUGGUUGCAUUUUGGAAAGGCCAUAUCCCUGCGCAGUUGCAGGCAGUUACUUUCACAGCCCUGCAAUUCUCCACUUUUGAGGUUCUUGUUGCCCAUUUCGGACGGAAAACCGUAUCAAAUUCAACGCAUGACAAGCGCAUAGCCUUGAGGUCUCCGAAUACAAUUGGGACUUUCAUCUGUGGUAGUCUCGCUGGGUCUUUCGCAGCUAUUGCGACCCAACCUCUUGACGUAUUGAGAACCCGUUUCAUCGCUCAGGGAGAACCAAAACUAUAUAGAAACAUUUAUCACGCAGCUAAGCAUAUCGCGACACAUGAAGGCCUGCCAGGUUAUUUUCGCGGUUUGCUUCCGUCCCUGCUUCUGGUCACCCCACAAACCGGUCUGCAAUUUGCCAUUUACCACGCCUGCAACCAACUAGUUGGGGUUAUACGAUUACAAUGGCUGGAAUUCAGAGAUUCUUCGAAGCAAGGCCAUUCCACAUCGAAAUCUCAGCGAUAUGGAGCUGAUUCUUUCCCAGUUUCCUCAAUUCAAAGUAUCAUCUCAGGUGGUUUGGCUGGGAUGGGCGCCAAGUGUAUCAUCUAUCCCAUGGACAUGGUUAAGAAAAGAAUGCAGAUUCACGGUUUCGAAGAAGCGCGCAUACGAUUUGGUCGUUUGCCUGCCACGAGCAACAUUCGCGACUGUUUAAUCAACAUUUGGACCACGGAGGGAGCUUCUGGUCUUUUUAAAGGCCUUCGUCCUACUUUGCUCAAGUCCUGUCUGUCCAUAUCGUGUCGGUUCACAGUCUACGAACAAUUCUGUCGGGUGUUGUACCACAUUCGAACUGCUGACGCGUCUGCUAGACGAACUUUUUAACCUCUUGCCACCCAUCAGAUUUCAUUCUGGCCAGCUGUUAUUUUGUGUUCCGAACUGCGCCAUGUAUCCUCCUAUCCGACAGAAACCGUUUCUACUACCCAUCCUUUUAUUGGCAGGGAGCUCAUUUUGCCGGCUAAUCACUCAUCUAGCAUUUACCUAUUCUAAUGCUUCCGUGAUAACGUACCACUCCUGUCAGCAGUGAUGUAAACCAAUAAGACCGGAAAUUUUUAUCCUCUUUCUCAGAUGGUUAUCACCUGCCCUUAUUUGUACUUCCCGGUAGUUUUUUUAAACCAAACUCUUGGAAACCCCACCAAGAAGGUUUUUCACGGCUCGCGACUUCACUAUUCAUUGUAUCUUUGCUGCUACUGACAGUUGGAUAACAGAUUCUGGACAUAUUGUUUCUUCACUUGUGUGCAGUUUGGGGGUCGGGAGAGCAAACAACAAGGGCGUUUCGUUCACGUGUUUUCUUCGUUUCCCAUAGCUACAAACAGUGUUACAAGUGCACGUGCUUCAACCAUCUGCUGUAUUUUUUAUGAGAAGCUGGUCCUACUUUAGCUGUUUUUUUCAAAGACCUUUGCUAGCGAUAAGAUUUGUGGGAAACUGCUGAAUCACCAAACAUCAGUUCAGC
Opisthorchis viverrini is the source of this 1922-nucleotide messenger RNA. RefSeq lists its product as hypothetical. Gene Ontology annotation, biological process: thiamine pyrophosphate transmembrane transport. The record is from RefSeq and is a predicted model, not a curated record. NCBI's taxonomy places the organism in Eukaryota, Metazoa, Platyhelminthes, Trematoda, Opisthorchiida, Opisthorchiidae. Gene Ontology annotation, molecular function: thiamine transmembrane transporter activity. Gene Ontology annotation, cellular component: mitochondrial inner membrane. The transcript has 4 exons. The coding region runs from base 332 to 1294 and encodes 320 amino acids.